Paracoccidioides lutzii Pb01 is the source of this 717-nucleotide messenger RNA. RefSeq lists its product as hypothetical. The record is from RefSeq and is a predicted model, not a curated record. Bases 1 to 717 code for a protein of 238 amino acids. The transcript has 3 exons.
AUGAAGCUUGAGCUAUUCGAUCCAUCCUCGUUGUGGCAGUCCCGCAAGGAUAUCAGGCUCUUCGAGGCGCAAUCCAUCGGCCAUAUUUUUCAACCCAUUCCCGCGAGAGUCAAGAUUUUUAUGAAGAACGUUAAACUGUCCUCGAGUAAAAUCGACAAUAUUCUUCUAGAUCGUUUGGACAAGGUUCGCAAAGUCAUGGAAGCUAAUGGCACGUAUGUCCUUUUCCCAUCAUUGGGCAGUCAGCAUGGUAUGGUUCGUGUUCAAGGGACGGAAGUUCUUCAUAUUGAGCGAACCGUGAGGGAGAUCAUGGCAUUGGCUGGCCAAUUCUACAGUGCUUCCUGGUGGCUCAUACUGCCCGACCCUACCCAAGCGGGUUCCAUGCGUGGCCCGUCCCCAGCUGAUGUUAGAACGAUGCUUUCCGAUAUCUGCACCAACUCGGGCGCUGAAGUCAGUUUCGACAAGCUGACUUUCACCAUUAAUGGCUCCGAUGAUUCUGUCAAAGCGGCUAUGAUGGUGAUUCAGCAGAUUCCUUUCGUGAAGCGUACACCUUAUCAGAUGCGUGUUAAGAUUGAGCUGGCGAACGAGCAUAAGGAAUUUGUGAGUGGCAAGAAGAAUGGCAAGAUCAAUAAGAUCAUGGGUCAAAGUGAGUUUCCCAAGCUUUCCUUUGUUGUGCCUCCCUACGAGAGCAGGCAUGCUUACGUCUUGUAUGAUAGGUAA